UCCUGACUCUUGGACUGGGGAGCGACGAGCUCGCGAGUUUCGAAAUGAGGUGUGCAUUCUGAAUCUUGUGAGCUUGAAGCGGAGCCCGAUCGAAUACAGUUACAAAUUGUCAACAAACUGAGGACAUGGCAGCUGUGGUAGCAGGGCUGCCGCUUCUUGUUGUCGCAGAGAGGCGAGAUUUCACCGUAGCAAGAGCUUCGAGGCCCUCGGGGUGUCGAGAAUAUGGAUUUCGCGUGGACUGGAAUAGGCGUCGAAAUUCUGCGCCAGGGAUUUGCUUCUCUCUGCAAUCUCCGAAAGAAAAAAAGGGAUUUGGUGCACCUCUGAAGAAGAAGAGCGGUGCUUUGGAGAAGAAAUCUGGCGAUGACGCCGGGAAAGUGUCAGAUUCUGGGAGUGAGAGAAGCGCGCUAGAGGAGGUCGAUGAUGAUGUCGUACCGGAGGUGGUCACCAAUCGUAUGUUGAAAAGAAUUGCUUUGACUGUGGGAGUUCCUCUAGCCGUCGGUGUGCUGUUCUUUCCUCUGUUUUAUUACUUGAAAGUGGUGAAGAAAGUCGAUGUUCCCGAAUGGCUGCCUCUGCUAACAUCGACGCUCACCUUCGGAACAGCCGGUUUUGGAAUAACAUACGGCGUUCUCUCAGCGAGUUGGGAUCCUGCCAGAGAAGGAUCGUUAUUGGGAUGGAAGGAAGCACAGCUCAAUUGGCCAGUUUUUCUAGAGACGGUUCAAGGCAAGAAGGAUAAAAAGUAGAGAACAAUAUGAAAUUCUCACUGUAUCAUACGUAGAGUUCAACGACUGUCAAUGCAUCGGGCUCAUUGGGUCCAAAUCUCAAAUUGAGUGAAGUGAUUAUGCUCUUAGGGUGUG
This is a messenger RNA of Marchantia polymorpha subsp. ruderalis, 854 nucleotides long. NCBI's taxonomy places the organism in Eukaryota, Viridiplantae, Streptophyta, Marchantiopsida, Marchantiales, Marchantiaceae. The record is from the annotation of a GenBank genome assembly.